GAAAAGAGAGAUUUUAAGAGAGAAAGAGAAAGAAGAGUCAGUCAAUCCGCAAAAAGUAUCAACUAACUGGAAUAGACUUCAUUGGCUCAUUUUGAAUUGGAUUUAAUGUCUUACUAAUUACUGUUGUUAAUUUUAAUUUUGACAUGAUGUUUUUGCUUCAAUUGACUUAAACGUGUUAAAAAUGAUAUGAUGACUUAUUGUGAUGUGCUUCUCAAGAGAAUAUGAUAUAUCUAAUGUGCUUAAUUAGAGACUAAAAGAAAGCCUUUGAAGGAAAACAAUGUACAAUAAAGGUAAAAGUUCAACACCACCUUCGGAUACUCAAGCUCGUGAAAAAUUGGCUUUGUAUGUUUAUGAAUAUUUACAUCACAUGGGUGCCCAAAAUGCAGCAAAGUCAUUCCUUCAUGAGAUAAGAUGGGAUAAACAUGUAUCUGUCGGUGACCCGCCAGGAUUCCUUCAUAGCUGGUGGUGUGUUUUUUGGGAUCUGUAUUGUGCAGCACCGGAGAGACGAGAUAACUGUGAACAUUCUCCAGAAGCAAAAGCUUUUUAUGAAUAUGGAUGUGUAAAUUCUGCAUCUUACCCUGUCAAUGGAAUCGCCCAUAAUCCGAAUGCAGCCAGUCCAUUAGGUCAAAUGCCUCCAAAUGAUGGUUUGUCAGGAGGUCCAAUGCCACCCGGCGGUUUCUUCCCUCACCAAAAUUCCCAUAUGAGACCUUCACCACCCCAACAGCCAUCCCAACCGGCACCUCAUCAACAACCUCCCCCUCCUCCACAUGGCCAAAUGAUGCAAAAUCAGCCAUACAUGUCACCCAGGUUUCCCGGCGGGCCGCGGCCUAGUGGAAGAAUGCCUCAACAAGUUGACUUUAACGGUCCACCAGUUUCUAGUGGUUCUGGCCCUGGUACACCUAUCAUGCCGAAUCAAGGUGAUGGAGGUGAAUAUGUCGGUUGGCAAGCUCCACCCGGCUUAGGACAAAUGAAUCACAGAAUGAACCCACCCAGGGGUCAACCAAUGGGUCCAAUGAAUCCUGGAAGUUAUGGAAUGAGACCACCAAAUGCAUCUAUGGGUCCUGGUGUUCCUGGUGGAAUGCCUCCUGGAAUGUCUAUGGGAGGACCAGGACCAGGACCUGGCCCUGGACCCGGACCUGGACCUGGACCUGGACCCGGACCUGGACCUGGCCCCGUUGGCAGACCAUGGCAGCCAAAUACUUCUAAUAUGAAUUAUUCCUCAGCGUCCCCUGGUAGUCAUUAUGGAGGUCCACCUGUAUCGAGUGGCUCAGGCCCACCUGGACCUGGUACUCCUAUCAUGCCAAGUCCACAAGGUUCAGCAGGUCCUUAUUCACCAGCAAGUCAUCGGAUGGGAACUCCUAACACGGGAAGAGAUUCAUCUGGUUCUGGAGGAGAUGGAAUGUAUCCUAUGAUGAAACCUGGCGGAAACAUGCCUGGGUUUCCAAUGGGACCUGGUCAAGGACCUGAGGGGCCGAUGAGCCAAUUGGGGCCUGAUCUCGGUCCACCCAUGUCCUCUGGGGGUAACGGUCUAGAUGGUAUGAAAAAUUCGCCUGCCAAUGGUCCAGGGACACCAAGGGAAGACGGUGUUGGAGGACCCAUGUCAGAUUAUGGUAUCUCUAGUUAUGGGCAAGAAAAUGAUCAAAAUGAAAGUGAGGCAAUAUUGAAAAUUAAAGAAAGUAUGCAGGAAGAAGCAAAAAAAUUCGAGAAGGACACUCCAAAUGAUCAUUCUGAAAAUUUCAUGUCAUUCUGAAGGCACCAAAGGGAAAAAGCUAAAGGAUUAACUCGAAAUGAAUGAAAAGUGACAGCAUUAAGACAACAUCAUCAUCAACAACAACACAAUGAUAGAAACUACUAUUUAUAUCAAAUGAAAGAGAAUUAUCAAUUCACAACCAUUUUUUGAAAAAAAAACUUACAUUCAACAGUGUUGAAUCAAACCAACCGACACCAGCACCACCAGCAACAACAACAACGCGCAUCAUCAUCCAUUCAUCUCUCUCUCUCUCCUUUCUGUCACUUCAUCCUCUCUUCCUCCUCUUUCGCAUUCUCUUUCUCGUUCUGGUUCCAUUUUUUGUUGAAAGUCUCCAUCUCUUUCUACAUCUCUGUCUUUCUUCGCCAUCUUUCUCCUCAUCUUUUGCUUUAUUUUUCUGUUUUUUCUCACCCUUUUUUACUUUAUUCCUGUCUUUCGCACUUUCCUCUUCUUAACCUAUUGUACAGUCACUCUUUUCCCUUCUUAUACUUACUUUCCCCCUCUUAUAUUUUGACUCAGCAGCGCCAUCUUGUCCUCUCUGAUGUUAAUAUUUUCAUUCAUCAUCAUUUUUAAAUCCCAUCACAUCCAGAGUUGGCGAUUACAUCACCAGAUGACUCUGACUACGUCGAAAUGAAACCCUGAGAACCAAAUCCCGAUUUAAUUUCCUCAGGCAAUUAAUGGAGAAGGAGAAAGCAAACUUGACCAGUAACUUCGGUAUUUAAUUUCUUCAUAUAAUGAGUCUGCUAAUUGUUCAAUUUAAGUAUUAAUAUUUAUAAAACACCUUUGAAACUUACAAUGUACACGAUAAUUUAAUUACCGAAGAUAUGGAUUGAUCGGUUAUUUACAAGAAACAAUUCAAAAUUGUCUCUUGUCCAUCAGAAUGAACCACUUUUCCUCUUUUAAAUUAAUUUUUGAAUUUAUAUUAUCUGAUAAAUUCAAGCAAAGAUAAAAAAAUCAAUUUCGUAACAAUUUACAAAAAAAAUUCAUUAAUUCACGUUAAAUUUGUGGUCAUCUGAAAAUUCCAACAAUUUCCGGUCAAUUUUUUUUAAAAACCAAACAUGUUAUCAUAAGAAGAACGAUGAAAACAAAAUUAACAUUCAAACAAAACAAAACAAACAACCCAAUUAUGUUCAAUUACUAUCUUCUAAUCAAAUACCUUCUAUCCUUUUCAAGUGAUCAACUGACUCAAAUUUAUCCUUCAAAUAAACAGAUGAAAAGCAUUUCACGUUUAAUAACUAUUCAGAAUUUAUCUGUUUAGCUAUGAUCAAUUAAAAAGUCUCCAAAUUCAUUAA
Messenger RNA from Tetranychus urticae (two-spotted spider mite), 3039 nucleotides. RefSeq names its product Sequence-specific single-stranded DNA-binding protein (gene Ssdp). The record is from RefSeq and is a predicted model, not a curated record. Lineage: Eukaryota; Metazoa; Arthropoda; Arachnida; Trombidiformes; Tetranychidae. Gene Ontology annotation, molecular function: protein binding; single-stranded DNA binding. Gene Ontology annotation, cellular component: nucleus. Gene Ontology annotation, biological process: positive regulation of transcription by RNA polymerase II.